CAGGUGCGGCUCUAGUGGCUUCCGUGUUACCCAGGAAGUUUCAGAAACUCGACUGUUGCGAAUCAGGCGGGGCAUAGUUGGCAUCUAGCAGUGUGUGUUGAAGAUGCAUUUAGUUCUAUGUGUACCUUGGAUCUCAUGCUGGAUCGGAGGCUUCAGCUCAGCUGGGCUUUCAUUCCAGUCCCCAAGCCAACUUGGCUUCAGGAGGUUGAACCUGAAGCACGUUCGCGGGAGCAGUAGAUCGCGUUGCCAUGGAAGCACCCCUGGGCUGCGGGACGCCUCACCCCGAAAGGCAGAUGCUCCCAGCAGACAGCGAGGAACCGCCGGCCGUGGAGUCGACUCAAAAGUCGCCUCACCCCGAGAGGCAGACGCUCCCAGCAGAGAGCGAGGAACCGAGGAGGCUUCCGGCACGACACCAGGAGGCUGCAUCGGGCCCACUUUCUCUGGAAAGCCGUCCGGAUUUUCCGCUACGACUAUCCUCUGACUGCCCCGCCUUGCCUCCUGACUGUGUGGACCUUAUUUUCCGCCGCUUUCACCGUCCGGAGGAUGUUAUCCGAGCCGCUCUCACCUGCAAGGCAUGGAUGACGUCAUCGAGCCGCGCCGCCUCCUCCCUCUCCCUCCUCUUCAACCCUUUCCUGCUCCGUUGGGAGCCUUGCUUCCACGAAACUUCGCGCUGCUCCUUCAUGCGGCCGUGGGAGCCCGCCAGCGGUUUCUGCGCCGCCAGAUGGAUAUUGGACGAUCUAGAUUUCGCCACAGUCCCUUGGGAUUGCCGACCGUUGGAUCUAACGCCCCCUUCUCCAGCGCCUGCUCAAACUCGCGGCCCAGAUUCAGUCUCGGAUUUUCGGGAUCUUCGAAAAGCCAUUCCUCUGAAUUAUGAAACGCCUCAGAACGCACCGUUGGUGCCUGGUCCGGUCUAUUCAGCCUCGGAAUUCCUAGACCCCCUACCAUCCGCUCUCCAGCUGCUCCCCUGGCGACCGGAGCAACUCACCGGUCUCCUGAAGUCCUUCCCCCGCAUCGCCACCCUUCAGAUCCCCCUCUCCGCCUCCCACACCACUGAAGCUGACAUCACCUCCCUGCUGACGGACAUAGGCGCCUCUCUCCCGGGGCUUCGCGCCCUGUACCUUCAGAUGGACUGCGUGCCGGCAGGGGGUGCGCUGAGCCUCAGCGCACGGCGCUCGGAAGUGGUGCAUCCGUACUUCCAGCAGCGGAAUUUGCGGCAGGGGUUGACGCGCCUCUUCCAUUGUUGCCCUCUGCUGCAGUCUCUGCAUUUCCAGGGGUCUGACUCCGCUCUGCUGCUUCAAGAUGCUAAUGCUGAUGCGGAUGCUGCUAAUUCUGCUGCCGCUGCUGCUGAUGCUGAUGGCUCUUCAGGGUGCUCUGCAAUGCACCAGCUCGCGCAUCACUUCUCUCGUCUCACCGACCUCUCCCUCCCUGUCGCCACCCUCCCCCCCUCCUUCCCCCCCCACCUCACACGCCUCACCUCCCUCUCUCUCGCCAUCUUCGACUGGCCCUGCCCCUCCCUCUCCCACUCCUCCUCUCCCUUCGAAUCCCUCCUCUCCCUCACCUCCCUCCGCCUGCAAAUCGGCCACAUCCGAGCAGGAGAUUACUCAUUCUACUCCCUCUCCCCCCUCCUAUUUUCUGGGCUCGAACCCUCCCUCAGAUCCCUCUCCUUCCUCCUACACGGCCGGUCCCCUCCCAUCCCAUCCCUCUGGGAUCUCACCCUCCUCUCCUCCCUCCACCUCCACCUCCCCACUGACCGAACCAACCAAGGCCACGAGCCAUGGGGACCAGGGAGUUCCCAAGGGCUCUCCUCCUUGCGCCACCUGGCGUCGCUCGAGUGGUUGUCGUAUUGUGAGACGGUGCCGCCUGGGGUGGUGGCGCUGGGCGGCAGCCUGACCAGGCUGCACCUGCCCUGGGGGAGGUUUGACCCAGGGAAGGUGUUAUCUAGGCUGCCUAGGCUGAGAGAGCUGGCGGUUCGCAGCAGAGCGCUGAUUGCUGAGAGGGAUGACGUGGAUGAUGAGGGGGACGGGAGCCAAAACAGCAGCAGCAGCCGCUGGAACAGUAGCAGCAGCAGCAGGGCAAUCGGGCUCUCUCCUUCCCUCCUAAGGCUUGAGGUGCAAGACAGUGGCCAGCCCCUGCCCUUGCACACCAUGUCCUCCCCCACCCUCCUCUCCCUCAAACUCUCUGGAGUCUCCCUAGCUGCUGAAGUCCCCCCCUCUGCCUGCCUCUUUCCGAACCUGAGGUACCUGGAGCUGAGGGGUGCCUACGGCAGGCUCGGGUUCGGCCCGAGGCAGUGCCUGGGCCGGCUGCCGAGCCUAACGCACUUCGUUGGGAGCGCGAGGAGGAACCACAACAAGCUGCUGCUACAGUGCCCGAACCUCCGGUUCCUAUCCUUGUCCGAACCUCCGGCUGCCGUCCCCCUGGUUACGUUACCACAGCUGAAAACCCUGGUGGUGUGCGGGUGGGCAGGCAACGGAGUGCUGCUGUCGCAGCUCUCAUCAUUCCAAUCGCUGCAUGCGCUGCGACUAACUGGGCUCACAGAGGCACCUGAGGAGGGGGGGAAUUCUGCUGGGGAUGUUACGUGCCCUCCCACGCUGAAGCUGGUGCAGAUAUGUGCGUCCAAGGCAGAGGGAUUGCCUGAUGGGGUUCGCAACCUGACCAGCGUUGUUCGGCUGGAUCUGCUGAGCUGCGCAAGUCUGGCCGAGUGGCCGCAGUGGAUUGCGCAGCUCCCGUGUCUGGAGCGGUUGAGAGUUGUGGGAUGUGGCCAGCUCCCUGCACCACCGAAGGAGCUUUCGUCCAUGGUCCGGGUUUCAUGAAUGGAUGAAGCGUAAUAUCAACUCCAGAGCUGGGUGUAUCUCUCAGCUCGUGUGGUUAGAGCGCAUGAGAGUUGUGGGAUGUGCUGCGGCUCCAGUUCCACUGGAUGAGCUUUUUUCAUCGCCUGUGUUGGAGGAAGCAAGCACCUGUAAGUCACCCAGACUACCAGUAUCCUGUCUCUGGAGAGCAUGCGAGUUGUGGGAUGUGGACAGCUUCUUUACCCUCCAUCUGAGCUUUCUAUUGGGCUGUGCCAGUAACCCCACUGCAUACUGUACAUGAGCAUUGGUCACCUUUACGAACUGCCCAGGUGCGUACCGUACUUGACCUGGCACAACCCGCGU
This is a messenger RNA of Closterium sp. NIES-67, 3149 nucleotides long. NCBI's taxonomy places the organism in Eukaryota, Viridiplantae, Streptophyta, Zygnematophyceae, Desmidiales, Closteriaceae. The record is from the annotation of a GenBank genome assembly.